AUGGGCUUCGUUGAUGACUGGCGGCCUAUCACUGUUUGUAGAAUGGUGAUCGGCGGGUUCGAAGCCGGAUUUUUACCGUGCUGUAUGUUUCUACUGUCCACCUGGUAUCAGAGAUUUGAAAUUCAACAACGGAUGGCUUUCUGGCAUCUCAUUUAUCUCUUUAUUUCCGCAUUUGGAAACAUUUUGGCUUAUGCAAUUAUCAAACUAGAAGGUGUGCAUAGUAUUGAGGGAUGGAGAUGCAUAUUCAUUGUUGAAGGCGUAGCAACACUCGAUGUUGCCAUAUUCGGCUACUUCCUCGUUAUCAGUUUCCCCGAUCAAAUGCUUGCCUCUGGAAAACGCUAA
This is a messenger RNA of Lindgomyces ingoldianus, 342 nucleotides long. RefSeq lists its product as uncharacterized. The coding region runs from base 1 to 342 and encodes 113 amino acids. The record is from RefSeq and is a predicted model, not a curated record. Gene Ontology annotation, cellular component: membrane. Gene Ontology annotation, biological process: transmembrane transport. The transcript has 2 exons. NCBI's taxonomy places the organism in Eukaryota, Fungi, Ascomycota, Dothideomycetes, Pleosporales, Lindgomycetaceae. Gene Ontology annotation, molecular function: transmembrane transporter activity.